UGUUGUGCAGAGCUGCAGAAGGCCCUGACAGAGCCAGCUAGACAGAGAGAGAAGGAAGGGUGAGAUACAGAGACAGACACACUGUGGAUCGAGAGCCUGUGAAUUCAUUUCAUCACCCAGUUCAACCAGCGACACCAGAGAGGAAGGAGACAAAGGGAAGAGGGAGACGAGAGGCAGCCUCAGUGAAAGCAGGGGAAGUGAGAGAGAGGCAAGGUGAAGGAGAAGAAGGAAGGAAGGAAAGGGAGGGAGGAAGGAGGCUCAGGCAUGAGGAGGGGCGCCUGACAUUGCUGCUCUCGCUAUCAGCUCACACAGACACACACAUCGACACAGGCACACACACUCUCAGACAGACUGUGCACGGCACAGAAGCUGCUCUUUUAUUAUCCUUUUGUGGAGCCUUGCCCUCCAUCCUUUCAUCUCCUCCAAGCAAGAGGACAAGAGAGACACAGAGAGAGGAGGAAGAGGAGGAGGUAGAAGGACGAGGAGGAGGAGAAGGAGGGGAGGCAGUAACCCUCUCCUCUCCUUGACUCAGACACACAGCUGGGAGAGAUAGGGAAGAAGAGUAGAAAAAAAGAGAGAAAGCAGCUUUCUGUUCUAUUUCGCCGUCUCCUGUGGUCCCUCGGCCAGAGAGCGGCUAACAGGCACCGCUCAUGUCCGUGAACUCGGAGAAAUCCUCGUCCCCCGAAAGGCCUGAGACCCAGCAGAAAGCCCCGGUGAGUGCCCCUCCUCCCCCGCCACCCCCUCCACCUCCCCCUGAACCGGCAGGGCCACCAGAGCCGGAGGAGGAGAUCCUGGGCUCCGACGAUGAGGAGCAGGAGGACCCCGCGGACUACUGCAAAGGAGGGUACCAUCCGGUGAAGAUCGGGGAUUUGUUCAACGGGAGGUACCAUGUGAUCAGGAAGUUGGGGUGGGGCCACUUCUCCACCGUAUGGCUGUGCUGGGACAUACAAGUGAAGAACUUUGUGGCGAUGAAGGUGGUGAAGAGCGCCCAGCAUUACACAGAGACGGCCCUGGAUGAGAUCAAACUGCUGCGAUGUGUGAGAGAGAGCGACCCCAACGACCCCAACAAGGACAUGGUGGUUCAACUGAUAGAUGACUUUAAGAUCUCUGGAGUCAACGGCAUACAUGUGUGUAUGGUGUUUGAAGUGCUGGGUCACCACCUGCUAAAGUGGAUCAUUAAAUCCAACUACCAAGGUCUGCCGCUGCCAUGUGUCAAGAGCAUUAUCAGACAAGUCCUGCAGGGUCUGGACUACCUCCACACAAAAUGUAAAAUCAUCCACACGGACAUCAAGCCGGAGAACAUCCUUAUGUGUGUGGAUGACGUCUUUGUCAGGCGUAUGGCCAUGGAGGCAACUGAAUGGCAGAAAGCUGGAGCCCCACCACCAUCUGGAUCAGCAGUUAGCACAGCCCCCCAGCUCAAACCGGUGAGUACAACUGAUGUGGGAAAGAUCUCCAAAAACAAGAAAAAGAAGCUGAAGAAGAAACAAAAGCGGCAAGCCGAGCUGCUGGAAAGGCGGAUGUUGGAGAUCGAAGCCCUGGAGAGAGAGGCGGAGAAACGGGAAGAGCGAGCCAAAGAGGGGGGAGAGAAAGGGGCACUUGAACACGACCUGCCGUCGCCGCUGCAGCAGCCACAACCAGAGCUGGGUCCCAGCAUGGCCCUGGGAGAGAGCGACGACGAUGAUGACGAUGAGGAGGAUGGCGAAGACGAGGAGGAGGAGGGAGGAGAGAGGGAGAGGCCCAUCCGGCUGACUAAUCAUACAUGUGCAGCACCUCCCCAGGAGCAGAGCGAGGCACUUCACAUCACCGAUGAAGAACCUGAUGAGGAGGUGGAAGAGGAGGAUGAACCUACGCCCAUUGCUGAAAAAGAUGCCCCCAUUCCCCCCGUCUCAGAGGAAGGUAAUGGAGAUCCAACACAAACAGAUGUAGAGCAAGAGGAGCGGGAGGAGCAGGAAGAGGAGGAGGAGGAGGGAUUGAAAGGGACAGAGAAUGAGGAGGAGGAGACGGAGGAGAAGGUAGAGGAGGAGGAGGUGGAGGAGGAAGAGGAGGAGGAAGAAGACGAAGAAGAGGAGGAGGAGGAUAAAGAGACUGAGACAGAGGAGAAUGAGACAGAGGAGCCAAAGAGUGAGAGCAAAGCAGAGGAGGAGGCAGUGGUGGAAGAAGAGGAGUUAAAGGAGCAGGAGGGGGAGGGGGAGGAGGAUGAGGAAGAAGGGGAGGAGGAAGAUGAAGAAGAUGACGAGGAUGAUGACACAACCGCUGACCUCGUCACGGACAACAUCUCGCCCAUCAAACCCCACAACAAUAAAACCAAUUCGGCCAAAACCAAUGGGCAUGUUUUGCUGGGAUCUGAAGGAUUGAAACCGAACCCUGGCACAACUCUGCCUCCUUCGCCCACCCCCGAGCCUCUCCUCUGCCCCCUGGUGGAGUCCGAGCUCAGCUACACAGACAGGGACAACUCUCUCAGUUCAGGCUAUGAGAUGUAUAACGGCGAACUGGGCGAGUCAGGACUGACCAACGGCUCCAGUGAGCGCCAUCUGGGCGCACUGCCCAUUUUCCCUGACUUGCCCUUGGAUCCUGAGCCAGGAAACCCCAUUUCUGUUGGGACAGCAGACAUCGGUGCAGGACCUUUACCAAACAGCCCCACUGCAGACCGCAGCCGUACUGUGUCAUCCUCCAGCACAGGAGACACACCCAAAGUCAGGGCCAGAGCUGCAGACCUCCUGAUCAACCCUCUGGACCCUCGCAACGCCGACUCUAUUCGAGUCAAAAUUGCUGAUCUCGGAAAUGCCUGCUGGGUGCAUAAGCAUUUUACAGAGGACAUCCAGACGAGACAGUACCGUUCCAUUGAAGUCCUGAUAGGAGCCGGUUACAGUACUCCUGCUGACAUCUGGAGCACUGCCUGCAUGGCGUUUGAGCUGGCCACAGGAGAUUACCUGUUCGAACCCCACUCUGGAGAGGACUACUCCCGUGAUGAGGACCACAUAGCCCACAUCAUAGAGCUGCUGGGCUGUAUUCCGAGGCACUUUGCGCUCUCCGGAAAAUAUUCCCGGGAGUUCUUCAACAGAAGAGACCACAUCGCUCUGAUCAUGGAGCUCCUUGGGAAGGUCCCACGCAAAGUGGUCGCUGCCGGGAAGUACAGCCGAGAGUUUUUCUCCAAGAAAGGUGAGCUGCGGCACAUUACCAAGCUGAAGCCGUGGUCCUUGUUCGACGUGCUGGUGGAGAAGUACGGCUGGUCGCACGAAGACGCCGGACACUUCACUCACUUCCUUCUGCCCAUGCUGGAGAUGGUCCCCGAGAAGAGGGCCUCGGCCGGCGAAUGCCUCAACCACCCCUGGCUCAACUUGUAGCCACAAACUCUGAUCAAUCGCCCUCCUCCUUUGUUCCCCCCUCCAACCGUUAGCCCAAACAUCCCCCCCUGGUGGCACCCUGUGGAACCACAAUAUGGAGAGUUGAGAAAGACUCCCUUCCUGCCCAAUCGCACACAUCCAUUACAUGCUAACCUGACUAGGCUUGCCUCCCACACAUCUUUUCCCAAAAGGAAUGUAAAGACAAGUCUUGGAGAUAACAUGACAUAGCAGCUGUGUCUUCCUAAACAUCUCCCAAAAGGAAUCGGAUCAUUAGAGGGUGGAUGCUGGCCACGUCCUAAAAUGGGAGAAGUCAGGGUCUGUGUGAAAGAAACGUGCUUUCUUCUUCUCUUCUGCCAUCAAGAUGUCAGCCAGUCUCUUUCAUCUGUCUACUUAUCCCUUCCCAAUUCUCAGUUUAACCUGCUUGGAUGCAGUCACGACCCACUGACAGCUGCAGAUCUUUUUGGCAACGUGAAAGAAAAGUCAGUGAGUAGCCUUGCUGCAGCGCUGACAGUCCAGAACUCAAGAACACCUGCCAUGACCUUUACAGAGCGAGGCCCUCAAACACACAUGGGUGUGAGUGUUGUUGUGUGUGAGAAUGAGUGGGUGUGCCUGCACUCAAGAUCUGCCUACAUCCACCCUUCUCCUCUUCUAGCCCACAUCAGACUAAAAGUUUACACCCUGAUUUCUACCAAGAAUCUAAUCCCAAAAAGCCUUUCUCACCCGUUUGGUUCCCCACAUCACCCCCAUCUAAAUGAGCUCCUACCUGGGGGCCACCACAGAGAGGUGGAGGGCAGCCAGUCCUCCAGGGGGCACCACACUGACAUUCUAACAGACAGACAGAAUAAGUGCAGGGCCAGCAAAAAAAAAAAAAAAAAUACAAUCAGUUUCACAUGGAGGAGGACUGCUUGGUUUAAAGACUAUUUUUAAAAUGCAUGGAGAGACUGAUGGAUCAGCAUGAAGGGAUAUGACAAACGAACGAUGGAUGCCUUGUUUUGUUUGUACAUUUCACUGGUUUCUUUCCAGUUUCAUCACAUCUCUUGGACGUUCUGCUAGAAAGAAUUGCGUUAGGAUAUUUUGGUGCCCCCUCUGAAGAUCACUAUUUUACAUACCCUUUCUCUGUCAGCUUUUGACAUUCCUAACCUAACUGUUGAUCCUCUGCCAUCAUUCCUGACUUUUACUCCCGAGAACAAUUCCGUUGAUUCCUACUGUGGCACGUUUACCAGAUCCGAUCGGUACUAUUCCCCCCUCUCCUUUAGCCCUAUAGAGGAACCCUUUUAUCCCUGAGCUUCUCCGGAAAGGGGACGGUCACAUGGAGGUUGCACUUGUCUUUGUAGAUGUCCUUCAGGGAUUUGAAACCUUUGUACAUAGAACUGAGAUUUGGCAACGCAGACAAGCGAUCGUGGACAAAGUUUCAACACACAAGCAUCAUUCCAAAAAAAACAGAGGCCGUUGUUGGCAGAACUUGACUUCCUCUGGUGAGGUGGGGAGGCAGGGUGGGCUGCCAUGGCUCAACCCCAGAGGAAUGUUCAGACUGAACUGUGCCACCCGGUGGCUGACCGAGAGUACUGCACCGCCACACACCGCUGCUGCUCUCAGUGCCAACGCUCCAAGACGUUCCACUAUAUCUCUCCACUUAAUCUCUAUUUCUGUCACACACACACAUACAGACACACACAAGACUCGCAUCAUCACAAUUAGUCCAGUUGCCUAUUUUUCGCAAUAAAUGAAAAAAAGAUGACUAUAAGUAAAUGGUGAGAUAUUUUUAAAAACUAUUUAAUUCAUUAAAAAAAAUAGGAAAAAAAAAGAAAACAACUUUUCUCUGGUUGUUGUGACCGUGACAGAAUCUCGUCUUAUACUGAGGUGAUUGUGUUUGUCUAUUAGAGAUGUUUUUAUUUCUUUUGUCAUUACUAUUAUUAUUAUUAUUAUUAAUUAUUAUUAUUAUUGACAGAUUUUUUUUACACAGUUGUCACCUCUCCCCUCCCUCCUUACUUGAACAGUGCUGCUCUGUCUGGGCUCUUGAUGGUGAUGAAAAAAAUCAACAGUUUUGCAAUAAAGGGUACGUGAUGAGUUUUGUUUUUUUUUGCACCAAAACCUCCUGAUCUCACUCUUUCAGCCAUGCUGACUGUUCUUCCUGAUGACAUUGACAGAAUCGCGUCUUGUCUGUGUUUUUCAUUGACAGAUUUAAUAAAAUUGUAAAUUAAUGGA
Acanthochromis polyacanthus (spiny chromis) is the source of this 5549-nucleotide messenger RNA. RefSeq names its product SRSF protein kinase 2 (gene srpk2). NCBI's taxonomy places the organism in Eukaryota, Metazoa, Chordata, Actinopteri, Pomacentridae. The coding region runs from base 651 to 3344 and encodes 897 amino acids. Gene Ontology annotation, biological process: protein phosphorylation; regulation of mRNA processing; spliceosomal complex assembly. Gene Ontology annotation, molecular function: protein kinase activity; ATP binding. The transcript has 16 exons. The record is from RefSeq and is a predicted model, not a curated record.